AACCAUCUUCCUCUCUUCCUGCUCCAGAGCCCACAUUUCUGUCGUGCAUGUAUUUAUUUGCGGAUAACUUGGGGUUUAAUAUGCGUGAGUGAGUGAGUGACUCCACUUAGUUCUACCUCCAGCUCCACGAGUUCUUACUGAAAUCCUUAUCGAUUGGAUUUAAAGCGGGAACCAAACCACGGAACGGGACGUUAAUUGAACAGAGCGGGCGAACGGGCAGUACUUCUCGCUAGGGUUUGAGCUUACGGGAUUCAUUCACUUGCUGUAACUUGUAAUUUUACUCAAUUGCUUGCUUGUUUUCAUUGUUCUUGCGCCAACAACUCAAUUCCAUCCACUAUUCCUCAGUUCUCCUCUCCUCUCCUCUUCUAUUCACAAUAGAUAAAAAAAUUCCCAAACUCCGCAAAGAUGGGUUGGUUUGAUGGCGCCUCGGAAUCAGGACGAUCGCACUCCUCUCGACACCAUUCCUCGUCGCAUUCGCAUUCCAAGAAAAAACAUCGUUCUGCCUCCCACUCCACUCAUCACAAUAAUUCCUCUGGACUUCUCGGAAGUGCGCUCGGAGGGACAUCCCCAAAAUCGAACCAUAGUCAUCGCGAGCGCUCGAGAAGCCGUACUCGAGGCUCCGGAAGUAUUUAUGGCAGUGGAGAUGCGAAACAUAAUUCCAGUCGAAGCAGUUUCUUCGGUAUGUAGCCCUCCACGUAUUUCUAGAAAUCUUUGUUACUACUUUUUUGUAAAUCGUCCUCGGUUUAAUCCUAUUACUCCCAUCGCGCAAUAUAAGUAUAGGUAAACUAACGAUUCGUCCCCAUCUAGGCCCCAAUUCCCGCUCCACAUCCCACUACAAACGUUCUCCGCGCCCAAACUACCUAAAAAGCAUGUAUGCCAAACUGCGCCAACUCCUCCGCGAUCUCAUCUACUACAUGAAACGACACCCAUUCAAAGUAUUCAUGCUCGUAAUCAUGCCCCUCAUAACAGGCGGUGCACUAGCAGGACUUUUAAAGAAAUUCGGGGUCCGAUUACCAGGCGGAUUGGAGAGGUUGAUUGGAGGCGGAAAGGGAAAAGGAGGCGCGCCAAGUGCGUCUCUGGGAAAUGCGAGGAAUGGGAGGAAUGGGAGUUAUGAGUAUGAGAGGAGUAGUGUGAAAGGUAGUGGGGGUGCGAUGGAAAAAUUGGGGAUGUUGACUGGCGGGGUGGACGGCGCGGGAGGGGUGAUGAAGUUGGCGAAAUUGUUUAUUUGAUGUGGUAUGCGGAUGAAUUAUGCGAUGACAUGACCGAUGAAAUGUUGUGAUUGGAUGAGGAUGGAUCAAUUGGGUUUGAUUUGGCGUUUACAUAUUUGGAUUGAUUAAUUCCUCCCUUUGCCUUCUAUUCCCUUUUUUUUACUUU
Messenger RNA from Sclerotinia trifoliorum, 1374 nucleotides. The record is from the annotation of a GenBank genome assembly. Lineage: Eukaryota; Fungi; Ascomycota; Leotiomycetes; Helotiales; Sclerotiniaceae.